CGAGUGGACUUUUCUUUCUUGUGAACAUCGUUGUUUCCUCGUGGAAGAAGCUAGCAGCUGAAUAGCUAACUAGCUACCAGUCAACUUAAAAUGUCGAAACAACAGUCGUUUCGUGUGUUUUUAAAUGAGCGCUUAACUUCGGCUGCUGUGGAGAUUUUCGGGGAAGUUGAGAAAACGGUAGUGAAAUACCAGGAGGAGAAUGAUCGGCUACGGAGACUGCUGGAGAUCACAUCAGAGGUUCAGCUAUGUAGAACAGACUCCCUGCAGCUCUCUGUCUCUGAAGAGGAGGUUCCCCCUGAGCAGCAGGAGUGGAGCCCCAGUCUGGGACAGAAGGACCCAGAGACCAGAAAGAUGAAAGAGGAACAAGAGGAAGUCAGGACCAGUCAGCAGGAAGAGCAGCUUCAAGGGUUCUUUGAUACCAAAGACUCCACAUUCACUCCUUCCUGUGUGAAAAGUGAAUGUGAUCAGAUGGACCCACAUCAAGAAGCCAUACUAGCUGAACACCCAACUCUCAGUCCACUGAAAACGUCUAAACUACAGUUGUUUCGUGUGUUGUUAAAUGAAUGUUUAACGGAAUCUGCUGCUGUGGAGAUUCUUGGUGCGGUUGAGGAAACUGUAGCAGAGUACCAGGAAGAGAAUGAUCUGCUACGGAGACUGCUGGGGAGGACACCAGAGAUAAAACUAUGUAGAAUAGACUCCCUGCAGCUCUCUGUCUCUGAAGAGGAGGUUCCCCCUGAGCAGCAGGAGUGGAGCCCCAGUCUGGGACAGAAGGACCCAGAGACCAGAAAGAUGAAAGAGGAACAAGAGGAAGUCAGGACCAGUCAGCAGGAAGAGCAGCUUCAAGGGUUCUUUGAUACCAAAGACUCCACAUUCACUCCUUCCUGUGUGAAAAGUGAAUGUGAUCAGAUGGACCCACAUCAAGAAGCCAUACUAGCUGAACACCCAACUCUCAGUCCACUGAAAACGUCUAAACUACAGUUGUUUCGUGUGUUGUUAAAUGAAUGUUUAACGGAAUCUGCUGCUGUGGAGAUUCUUGGUGCGGUUGAGGAAACUGUAGCAGAGUACCAGGAAGAGAAUGAUCUGCUACGGAGACUGCUGGGGAGGACACCAGAGAUAAAACUAUGUAGAAUAGACUCCCUGCAGUUCUCUCUUUCUCUCUCUGAAGAGGAAGUUCCCCCUGAGCAGCAGCACUGUGAGCAGGAGUGGAGCCCCAGUCUGGGGCAGGAGGACCCAGAGCCCACACAGAUUAAAGAGGAACAGGAGGAAGUCAGGACCAGUCAGGAGGAAGAGCAGCUUCAAGGGCUCUUUGAUACCAAAGACUCCAUAUUCACUCCUUCCUGUGUGAAAAGUGAAUGUGAUCUGGAGGACCCACUUUGGUCCUUGACUCUUCCCCAAACCCGGACUGUGGAGAACGGAGAGAGUGACUCUAAACCAGUGGAUCUGAAACCUUUUGUCACUGUGACCCACAUUAAGGGUCUCUACAUUCCCUGUGACCCUCCAGAUAAUCAAAACAAUGCCUCCAGCCACAGCUCAGCUGUAAGCAGCGACACAGUAGGACUUGACAACAGCCCAGCAUUGGAUCCAAGCCCACCAUUGGAUCCAAGCCCACCAUUGGAGAAACACUGUUCCAAACCCAGCACCACAGCUAGAAAAACUCAUCACUGCCGUGACUGUGGAGAAACGUUUGCUCUGAAAGCUGAUCUGCAGAGACAUGUGACUCUCAGCAAGAAGAGACCCAGUGAAUGUAGAUUCUGCAAACAACGCUACAAUUCCACCUGUAAACUGAAGGCCCAUGUCCGACUCUGUCACGGUGGGAAACCCUAUACCUGCCCUGUUUGUAGCAAGACCUUCAAACACAAAGGUGGUCUCCCCAGGCACAUGAGGAUUCACAAAGGAGAGAAACCUUUUAGCUGUGGUGACUGUGGGAAAAGCUUCAAUCAGAAGAUGAGCCUAACUGAACAUUUACUGAUUCACACAGGAGAGAAACCAUUUAGCUGUGGUGACUGUGGGAAAAGCUUCAGUCAGAAGGGAUCCCUUACUGUUCAUAAACUGAUUCACACAGGUGAGAAACCUUUUAGCUGUGGUGACUGUGGGAAAAGCUUCAGUGUCAAGCAGAACCUAGCCAGGCAUAAACUGACUCACACAGGAGAGAAAUCAUUUAACUGUGGUGACUGUGGGAAAAGCUUCAGUGUCAAGCACCACCUAACCAGGCAUAAACUGACUCACACAGGAGAGAAAUCAUUUCGCUGUGGCGACUGUGGGAAUAGCUUUAGUCGCAAAGCGAACCUAACCUUCCACAUAUUGACUCACACAGGAGAGAAACCAUUUAGUUGUAGUGACUGUGGGAAAAGCUUCACUCAGAAGGGGGACCUACAGAAGCAUAAACUGAUUCACACAGGAGAGAAACCUUUUAGUUGUGGUGACUGUGGGAAAAGCUUCACUCAGAAGGGGGACCUACAGAAGCAUAAACUGAUUCACACAGGAGAGAAACCAUUUAUGUGUGGUGACUGUGGGAAAAGUUUCAAUCGCAAGGAGGCCUUAACUACGCACAAACUGACUCACAGCAAAGAGAAACCAUUUAGCUGUGGUGACUGUGGGAAAAGUUUCCGUGUCAAGCACAACCUAACCACUCAUAAACUGACUCACACGGGAGAGAAAUCAUUUAACUGUGGUGACUGUGGGAAAAGCUUCAGUGUCAAGAGCUACCUAACCAGGCAUCAACUGACUCACACGGGAGAGAAAUCAUUUAGCUGUGGUGACUGUGGGAAAAGCUUCCUUGUCAAGCGCAACCUAACAGCUCAUAAACUGACUCACACGGGAGAGAAACAACAUGGCUGCUCAGUCUGUGAGAAAAGAUUCACUCGUAAGACUCAUCUGCUGAGGCAUGUAGAUUCCGUCCACAAAGGAAAGAACGGAUGAAAACGGGUAGACGAAAGAAAACAAGGACAGAGUGGAAAAACUUCCUGCUUCCAAAAUAACCUAACUAUUCAUAUAAUGACUCACACAGGAGAGAAAUCAUUUAGUUGUGGUUGCUGUGGGAAGAGCUUCAAUCGCGGGGAGACCUUAACCACGCACAACUGACUCAAAUGGGAGAGAAACCCUUUAGCUGUGGUGACUGUGGGAAAAGCUUCAGUCAGAAUGGGAUAGUUUUACCAUGUUUUGAGGCUAUAGCAUAAAGUGUGUUCGUAAUUACAUUGCUUACAAACAAUGGAGUAAAACAAUCUUAGCAUUUUCGUAUUUUAAUUUUUUGAAUUAGAAUCAUUUAUUUACAAUACAACAUAUCUCAGACACAUUACAACAUUGUUUGUCGCUCAUCCUGGUGAAAAUAGUUUAAGGGAUAAAUACUAUUUUUUUUAUGUAAGAAUGGACUCUACAAGGUGAAGGCUGUAUUUGUGUGUAGUCUACACUGAGUAUACCAAAGGACAUCCAGCCAACUUGCCACAACUGUGGGAAGCAUUAGAGUCAACAUGGGCCAGCAUCCCUGUGGAACGCUUUCAGCACCUUGUAGAGUCCAUGUCCAGACGAAUUGAGGCUGUUCUGAGGGCAUAAAGGGAUUCAACUCAAUAUUAGGAAGGUGUUCUUAAUGUUUUGUCCACUCGUGUAUAAUUCAUUAUAACGUUUUUUUUUUUUUUAAUGGAUGUGGCAAAUGCAUAACGGCCUUCCCUGUGGCUCAGUUGGUAGAGCAUGGUGUUUGCAACGCCAGGGUUGUGGGUUCGAUUCCCACGGGGGCCAGUACAAAAACAAAUGCAUGAAAUGAAAUGUAUGCAUUCACUACUGUAAGUCGCUCUGGAUAAGAGCGUCUGCUAAAUGACUAAAAUGUAAAUAUUUAACAUUUCCCUAAUUAACCUUGUGUUGACCUGCUUCCUCGUUUUGAACUAUUGCUCAACUUACAGUACCCGUGCAGUAAUAGCACCAAGCGACCACUAGAUGGGGGUGUAGGACCACUACAUAAGGAAGUGCAGUGUACUGUACUGUGUAGUAUAGUAACAGUCUACCCACAACUAGGCUUCUGCAGCCACAGAGGAGCUUUACAAGUCAACUCUGCAUUACAAGCCAACAUCUCAUCAAAACACAAAAAUAACGUAUUAACUGUAUAACUGAUCAACGCACCAUUAUACCAGGUCAUGUAAUGCUUAACCCCCCCCCCAAAGAGAUGAAUAUGAUAUUUGGCUACAGAAGUGGUAUUUAUUACUGAUCUCUACAGCUUUUGUUCAAAAAUAAAUCCUGUGAAAUGAUGUCAACACAUACUGGAGGAGUUACUGACUAGCUACAGUGGCUAGCUUAGCUAACGAACUAGCUACAUCACAUCAACACAUACUGGAGGAGUUACUGACUAGCUACAGUGGCUAGCUUAGCUAA
Salmo salar (Atlantic salmon) is the source of this 4359-nucleotide messenger RNA. NCBI's taxonomy places the organism in Eukaryota, Metazoa, Chordata, Actinopteri, Salmoniformes, Salmonidae. The record is from RefSeq and is a predicted model, not a curated record.